Candidozyma duobushaemuli is the source of this 1350-nucleotide messenger RNA. RefSeq lists its product as uncharacterized. Lineage: Eukaryota; Fungi; Ascomycota; Pichiomycetes; Serinales; Metschnikowiaceae. The record is from RefSeq and is a predicted model, not a curated record. Gene Ontology annotation, cellular component: mitochondrial matrix. Gene Ontology annotation, molecular function: protein binding. The coding region runs from base 1 to 1350 and encodes 449 amino acids. The transcript has a single exon.
AUGUCGUGGAGCGGGAUUGCCCGAAUUCCGAGGUCUAUAAUACAAAUCCGAGGAGUAGACGCAUCGAAGUUUCUUAAUGGACUCAUCACGACCAGGCUUUUGCCCAAUGUGGUGAAGAAAAAGCAGCAUACUAUCAGUGACAAUGAAAACAGGCACUUAGAGCUUCAGGAGGUUAUAAACCCUGAAAAGAACUGGGGACUCAUGCAUGAGGAUAUCUACGAUCCGGAUUGCAAUAUUUUUGUACGCCGAGACGGUGUGCUGUCGAUGUUUCUCAAUUCCAAAGGCAGAGUCGUGAAUGACUGCUUUGUCUAUGCUAAUCCGUACCACACACUCACUGAUGCAUUCAAAAAAAGCAUAGAGGAACCCAAUUUUUUGAUUGAGAUUGAUCCAAUGUAUGUUUCUGCGCUACAGACGCUUCUACGCAUGCACAAGCUCAGUGCAAGAGUCAAGAUCGAGCCAAUCAAGGAGAUCUUCUCAUAUUACUACUACAACGAGACGCCCGAGUUUGAGGAGUGGCUAGAGGACUUCCAGGGACAGUACUUGACGACAGGCGACCCAGAAGGUGCUUUGGAAAAUGCCAAUAAGGUCGUUGAGGAAGAGCUCAUAUUCAACAAGGCAUUUGCACCCAACGUGACUGGAUUUGCCAUCGACAACAGAAUACCCGAUUUUGGGCUCAAGGUGCUAACGACCGAGGAGGCUCAAGAUCCAGCGGACAUUUUCUCGGACUCCUUCAAGCAGCUUUUCGAGGUUAAGGAAGUGCUGCCUCGCCAAAUCACCGAUAGGAGGUAUACUAAUGGGCUUUUUGAGACCGCCGAUGCCCCCAAGGGCAUGUCGCUUUUGCCAUUCGAGUGCAAUUUGGAUUACAUCAACGGCUUGAGUCUUGAAAAGGGCUGUUACGUGGGACAGGAGCUCACCAUCAGAACGUUCAACGGAGGAGUUAUCAGAAAGCGUGUGGUUCCGCUUACGUUCACGGCUGAUGAGGGCGAUUUGGCGAAACUCAGUGAAGCUGACGUCACGGAAGUGUCGCUUGAACCAGUUGCAGCUGAAGAACCAAAAACAGCGGCACCUUCGCCUUUUGAUAAUUCCAAGUCACCAUUUGAGAAGUCCAGCUCGCCAUUCGACAAGUCCAACACCCAGUCCAGCUCUCCAUUCGGCAGCUCAGGAAAAGCUCCUGCUCCCAGACGCAGCAAGGUUGGAAAACUUCUCUCAGUUCGAGGCAAAAUGGGUUUCGCAUUGGUCAACAUUGACAAGCUCAAAAAGGACGGACGCCUCAAGGUUCUGGUUCCUGGCAUUUCCAAGGCUCUAGACGCCACAGCGCAUAUACCCGAAUGGUGGCCCGAGGAGGAGUAG